CCCAUCCCGACACCAAUCCCGAUCCCCGGUCCCUUCCCGUCCCGCCCCCGCGUGGCGUCAGCCCCGCGACACCGCGUGUUUCCUGCCCACGUUGGUGCCGCCCUUCCCGCGGGAGGCGAUGGCGGAGCGGUCAGCCAUUGUGUGAGAUGCUGCCAAGUGCUGGUGUCUAUUACUUCCCGUGGGAGAUCAACAGCUCGGUCCCCGAGGGGAAGACACUGAGGACAUUUGGCAGGUUAUGCUGCUAUGACCUGGCCCGAUCUGAAGCCAUUCUAACCACACAGCACAACUCAGCUCAGUACCUGGUCUAUGUUGACACCGAGUUUGUGGAGCCAUUCCAAGCCCAAGUGGGAUCUUCCUACAUGGUCCUGGGAGAGGCUGAACACAGGGAAGAAACCUCCAGUCCUGUGAUAAAAGCACGAAUAUUGACCUGCGUGGAAGGGAUGAAUGUGGCCCUGCUGGAACAAGCCAUACAGGAGCAGAGGAAAUACUUCAAUGAGAGGCAGGAGCAGAGGGAAAACAGCACAUCCUGACAGCAGCUCUGAGACCAGCCACACGCUGGUCCUUGCAGAACCAUUUGCAACAAACAUGUUAAAAGUAAAUUAGAAGGUGUGUAUGCUGUGGCAAACAGCAAAGUCACUGAGCAGGUAAACAGUUGAAGACUGAGUCAAUGUGUGUGACUGUGGGUUGUCCAUUCCUGCCCUAGGUGUCAUGACUGACAAUUGCUCUGGGAAGCAGGUUUGUUGUUUGCUUGAAAGGGUGGUUAAGGAAAGGGAACACUUGGGUUACACUGGUUCUUUCGUAAUGCAUGACAUGAAGUCAGAAGAGGUAUCUGGAGUUAAGCAGCUCACCUUUGGCAGAUGGGGGAAAAGGGUAUUAGCACAAAGUUCAUCAGCCCUGCCUGGCUGCGGGCCCAGGAGUGCCUUAUAUUGGGGUACCCUGACUCAAGUGCCACACAGGAACAUUCCUGGCAAAACACUCACCUAGCUGGACUGACCAAAGAAACAAGAAGAACAAAGAGUCACUAUUUUCAGUAGCACCUGCCUCUUCAGGUGGGAAGAACUGGUAUCUAAAGGGAGGAUUAAUUCUAACUCUAAAAUAAAUAUUUGCCGUACCCUGAGUACUUGACUUUCUUCCUUGACACAACUAAGUUUGAGAGACCUUAAAUCACUAUUUUUGAAGUAUCAAAAGAUGUUGAAUGAAAUUUUUCUAAAUAAAGAUGAAAAAAGAAGGGA
This is a messenger RNA of Lonchura striata (white-rumped munia), 1232 nucleotides long. It is a transcript of the gene TEN1, whose product is annotated as TEN1 subunit of CST complex. The record is from RefSeq and is a predicted model, not a curated record. Gene Ontology annotation, cellular component: CST complex. Gene Ontology annotation, biological process: negative regulation of telomere maintenance via telomerase. Gene Ontology annotation, molecular function: telomerase inhibitor activity; single-stranded DNA binding; telomeric repeat DNA binding. NCBI's taxonomy places the organism in Eukaryota, Metazoa, Chordata, Aves, Passeriformes, Estrildidae.